AUGACUCGCAGUGAAUUGGAAGAGUUCAGUGAUUUUAUAGAGAAAACGUCGCAGUUGGAUCUCAAUUUAAAAAGUAAUCCUGAUCUUGAUGUGGACGAAGACGAAACGGUGUCAGAGAAUGCAUGGGAGGAGAGUGGAAAAUUUGAAGGUGAUCUGAUUCUUAAUGACAGACAAAGGCGAUUGAUCGUUGAAGAUGUGGCCGAAGGAUUAGCCAGGAACGGUCUUAGAGACAUUACUAAGAGAUGGCCAGACAAUGAAGUUAUCUAUUACAUUCAGCGGGAACAUUUCUCCGAAGACCAAUUGCAAGCUAUAGAAAAUGGAAUAGACGAUAUAACACGAGCUUCCUGUAUCAAAUUCCGACCAUAUAAGAAAGGAGACAGAGAUGCUGUUGUUAUACAGGGUAGUAGACGUGGUUGUUUCUCGCAAGUUGGUUACCAAGGCGGUUAUCAAGUAUUGAAUUUGUAUGGACGACAUCCUGUUGGCAGAGGUUGUUUUAGGCACGGCACUGUGGUCCAUGAGUUUCUGCAUACCCUUGGUUUCUACCACAUGCAGAGUAGUCCGGACAGGGAUGAUUAUAUCGAUGUAAAAUGGGAAAAUAUAAUUCAACCGGCAAGGCAUAACUUCCGAAAAUACAACACAUUCGCCGUUUCUGAUUUCGGUGUUGGAUAUGACUAUGAUAGCGUAUUGCAUUAUAGUAAAAAAGCGUUUUCUGCAAAUGGGCAGGACACUCUAGUACCAAAGCAGAGUGGUGCGUAUAUCGGACAAAGAGUUGGUCUUUCUCAUAAAGACACACAAAAAUUAAAUAAAAUGUAUUGUGCUACUGAUUCGAAUAACAAUGAUAUCGGAAAUCACGUUCCUCAAAGAAUACCAAACAAGAAGAAAAAGAAUAAAAAUAAACCCUUUGAAGGGCAUGGGAUUGGAUACCAUCAAGGUAAAGCUAUGGUUAUUAAGCUUCCAGCGGCAGAAACAUACCGAUUGCCUGAUUUACCAACAUUUCAUACGUUUGAUUAUUUUAGUAAAGCGCCGCAAGCAGUGUCGCAAACACUUGCCGAAAAUCGUGAGUUUAAAACUAGAAUAACAUCUACAUAUGAUUUAGUUACGCCAGUACCCGAUAAAGUUGUGGAACCUGUUGUAUUUAAUACUGAACUACCAGGAAAUUAUAACAGUAGUGACGUGGUGUUUCUGACACCACCACACCACGACGAUAUUUUAGAACCAAUAUUCAAGGAAAAUAAUGACACAUACGGACAAAGAAAUCAAGAAAAUGUCCAGAAAAAUUUAUAUGAAAAAGAAGCAGACGGGAAGGACUUCGAAGAUGCAUUUGAAAGAUUGAAUAAAGUUAUAAAGUCUCAUGUUUAUCCUGCCGUAGGACAAAGUGAUUAUGUAACAAAGAAUGAUUACGACAACGAUUAUACUCCUAAAGACAAUUUUAAUGUUAGUGACGAUGACGCAACAAUGAAAACUAAAGAACAAUACUUUAGUUACACAACUAAUGACAGAGAUAUAGGACUAAAUGAAAAGAGUUAUGACGUUGAAUAUCCACAAAAAGUGACCCAAGAAAAUUCCCAAAACAAAGAGUUUGUAGAAGAAAUAGAUUCCUCGUUUAGAACGUCUUUUCCUAGAACGAGUCAAGACAAUAUCAUACAGGUAACAGAUUCCAAAUCCAUAAAAGAUAACCUUAAUCAUAGAAAUGACUAUGAACAUUUAUACAUACCCAACGAGCACAGAGAAAAUAUAAGGCAGCACAUAUUAUUUGGUGAAAACGUACCAACUAAUAGUGAGUGGAAUCACAAUGGUAAAUUGAAAAAAACAUACUGGUGA
Molecule: messenger RNA, 1821 nt
Organism: Parnassius apollo (apollo)
Lineage: Eukaryota; Metazoa; Arthropoda; Insecta; Lepidoptera; Papilionidae
Source: the annotation of a GenBank genome assembly